Messenger RNA from Limanda limanda (common dab), 1282 nucleotides. It is a transcript of the gene cox11, whose product is annotated as cytochrome c oxidase assembly protein COX11, mitochondrial. NCBI's taxonomy places the organism in Eukaryota, Metazoa, Chordata, Actinopteri, Pleuronectiformes, Pleuronectidae. Gene Ontology annotation, cellular component: mitochondrial inner membrane. Gene Ontology annotation, molecular function: copper ion binding. The record is from RefSeq and is a predicted model, not a curated record. The transcript has 4 exons. The coding region runs from base 22 to 804 and encodes 260 amino acids.
ACUCCAGGACCAGGACCGGCCAUGCUGCUUUCUGUCCUGCUGCGUCCGUCCCUCCCCCCCCCCCACGUCUCCACACUGUUGUCACGAUGCGUCCGGACGUGGCGGUGUGACGCCGGCAGGACGCUGCACGCUCAGACUGAACACUUCCUGCGGCCGAGGCUUCCGCCGCGCCUCCACAGCCGAGGAGUCAAGAGCAGAGGCAGGAAGAGCCGGGGACAGGAGGACGACUGGAAGAGCAGGAACAAGACGGUGCUGACGUACAUCGCUGCCGCCGGCGUGGGGAUGAUCGGCCUGUCGUACGCAUCGGUGCCGCUGUACAGACUCUACUGUCAGGCGGCCGGGCUCGGCGGCACGGCGGUGGCCGGCCACGACACGAGUUUGGUGGAGACGAUGACGCCAGUGAAGGAGCGUGUCCUCAAGAUCACCUUCAACGCCGACACACACGCCAGCAUCCAGUGGAACUUCCGCCCGCAGCAGACGGAGAUCUUUGUGGUUCCAGGGGAGACGGCGCUGGCUUUCUACCGAGCCAAGAACCCCACAGACAAACCCAUCAUCGGCAUCUCCACCUACAACGUGGUUCCCUUCGAGGCGGGACAAUACUUCAACAAGAUCCAGUGUUUCUGCUUCGAGGAGCAGCGGCUGAACCCACACGAGGAGGUGGACAUGCCCGUCUUCUUCUACAUCGACCCGGAGUUUGACGAGGACCCGAGGAUGGCCCGAGUGAGCACCAUCACCCUCUCUUACACCUUCUUCGAGGCCAAGGAGGGCGACAGACUCCCUCUGCCCGGGUACAGCUACAAGUGAGCCCGCGCCCCCCCGCAGUGAGACCUGAACCAGGACUCCUUUCCACCAAAGCUUCAACCAGAGACUCUGAUCAGAGACGACCACGCGUCUCCACUUCCUCCAGAAAUGAAGCCAGAACAUCUCAGAUGCAAACGCUGACGUCUUGUGGUGAAAGUUUUUGUUUUCAGCCCUGGACGAUUUUUUUUCUUAAAACAAUAAAUGUAUUCACAGUGCAUUGUCGGAUCACUGCAGAAAAUAUAGAUUCCAAGAUUCCUUUCUGUCCUGGACGGACGCUCAGUGGAAGAGAAAAGCUCUUUGGAUUCAUUUUUCUUGGAGAGAAAAGAACUGAACUGUUUCCUGGACGAGUCGAAGCAUCGCGCUGCUGAUCUGAUUCUGAGAGUUAUUGUUGAUAAUGAUUAAAUUAUUGUAUAGUUGAUUAAUCAAUUGAUAAAGACUGAAGGAAAAUCAAUAAAUAUGACUGAUGCAGAGAUUUAACUCA